CCAUGGCCAAGUCCAAGAACCACACCACACACAACCAGUCCCGGAAAUGGCACAGAAAUGGCAUCAAGAAACCCCGGUCACAAAGAUACGAAUCUCUCAAGGGGGUCGACCCCAAGUUCCUGAGGAACAUGCGUUUUGCCAAGAAGCACAACAAGAAAGGCCUGAAGAAGAUGCAGGCAAAUAACGCAAAGGCCGCGAGUGCACGUGCGGAGGCCAUCAAGGCCCUGGUGAAGCCCCAGGUGGUGAAGCCCAAGGUGCCAAAGGGCCCCAGCCGCAAACUCACCCGUCUCGCUUUCAUCGCUCACCCCAAGCUUGGGAAGCGGAUUAGAAGCUACAUGGCCAGGGGUCGUAGGCUCCAAAAAACAAAGCCCAAGGUUCAAGCCAAGGCAGCUCAGGCUCCCAAAGGUGCCCAGGCCCCAGUGAAGGCCCCAUAA
This is a messenger RNA of Arvicola amphibius (Eurasian water vole), 434 nucleotides long. Its product is annotated as 60S ribosomal protein L29-like. The record is from RefSeq and is a predicted model, not a curated record. Lineage: Eukaryota; Metazoa; Chordata; Mammalia; Rodentia; Cricetidae. The transcript has a single exon. Bases 3 to 434 code for a protein of 143 amino acids. Gene Ontology annotation, cellular component: ribosome; cytosolic large ribosomal subunit. Gene Ontology annotation, biological process: cytoplasmic translation. Gene Ontology annotation, molecular function: structural constituent of ribosome.